Messenger RNA from Paramecium tetraurelia, 900 nucleotides. RefSeq lists its product as uncharacterized. The transcript has 4 exons. The record is from RefSeq and is a predicted model, not a curated record. Gene Ontology annotation, molecular function: protein binding. Lineage: Eukaryota; Ciliophora; Oligohymenophorea; Peniculida; Parameciidae.
AUGUUUAUUAUUUUGAUACUUUGCAUAGCUUCAACUUAUAGUUCUUUCAUGAAUUGUCCUGCAGAAACCUUAUAAAUUUGCGAUGAUCUAUAUCAUCCUGUUUGUGCUUAUGGCUCAAACGAGAAAAUAACUAAAUAAUUUUAAAAUUCUUGCGAGGCUUGUAAAAUUUCUACUACACUAUACUAUUUUGAGGGAGAAUGCUAAUAAUUGAUUAAUUUCAAUAACACCUUCACCUACCGUUCUACCUCUGAAUAGGAUGUAUAAAAAGAAGUAACAAAAUACUGCGAUGAAAAAACAAGAUAUUCGACUGAUUGUAGUAAUCAGGAAAAUUUGGUAUGUGGUGAAUCUACUACCAAUUGCUCAGUUUGUUAGUAGGAAUACUCAAAUUCUUGUGUAGCUUGUGCAAAUUCAGCAGUGACGAGUUAUUAUGAUGGUUAUUGUAGAAAUGAGUAAACCCAAUCAAGAAUCAUCUAUUGUCCUCCUAAUAGACCAACCAGCUGUAAUGAAAACGGUUUAACUGUUUGUUCGUAAACUACAUCUCCUUGCUUAACUUAGGAUUGCUACUCUGAGAGCAAAUCCUGGUGUGCAGCAUGUUCCAAUACAGAUGUUGUCACCUAUUAUUAAGGCAGUUGUCAAGACUACUUGGACUAUAUAUAAACUAUCAAUAUCAUGGAGGAAGUGACUUAAAAAUGUAGUAUCGUUAAACCUGAAACUUGUCCUGAUACUGUUUAGGAAGUCUGUGCUACUGAAAAUUGUGAUGAUGAUAAAUUAACUUGUUUAAAGACUUAUACUAAUUCAUGUUUGGCAUGUUAGAAUCCAAAAGUCAUGAGUUACCUACCAUUUUCAUGCUAUUCAUAUUAAGUUAUGAUUUGGAUUAUGAUUAUCUAUUUCAUAUAUUGA